Molecule: messenger RNA, 2642 nt
Organism: Carcharodon carcharias (great white shark)
Lineage: Eukaryota; Metazoa; Chordata; Chondrichthyes; Lamniformes; Lamnidae
Gene: heatr4
Product: HEAT repeat containing 4
Exons: 12
Coding region: 1-2499 (832 amino acids)
Molecular function (GO): oxidoreductase activity
Source: RefSeq, a predicted model, not a curated record
AUGGAUCUCCCGACAGUGAGACCUGCUACCACCAGCCAGAAUUGGAAGGCAGUCUUCCCUUUAAAGGAGGAUGUCCUUCCCCACUGCAAGUACAGGCAACUGCUGCACAGACAAUACAUUAAAAAUGCUUCCCUGAACAUGAAAUUCUCCCAGGAUGUCAUCAAGUCCAUGAUGUUCUACCAGGUCCCAUUCAAAGAGAAGGAUGACAGCAACAUGUUCGAUCUCUUUGAGGUUGUUGCGCCCCAAGAGGUGAAACAUUACCCCCCAAGCAGGCCCGGCCAUUUGAAUCGAGUGCCACGUCACUACAAUUCCUUAUGCCAGAAGCCCAAGCAGGAGGCAGAGGGUAAGGAGGGAAUGCUGAGUGUAGAUUGUUCUAAUCGGAAACCAAGUCCUGAGCGUCCUCACAAGGUCCAGACCUUGUCUGCGGCAGUGCCUUCACCUGAAAGCAGCAGUCCUACGGCACGAACAUUGCAGGCGCAAGCAGUGGAACGGAAAUUGGAGCAGGGGGGAGGCCCACCCGAGAGAAUGGUGGAGGAUUCCCCCAGCCCACAGCGUGAGAAAUGGGAUGAGCACCUGGUGAAAAAGCUGAGCAAGAGGACAGCGCAGUGGUUGGUGACCAAGCAGAUGCCCAAGAGCCCAUCUCGCGUCAGGCUAAGCAAACUCUUGCAGGACUGUUAUGGCUCUGCCCGUGCCCACGCCCUGGUACAGGAUGAGACCAUGACCGCCAGCGACUUCCGCCUCUAUGACCAAAUCAAAGCCCAGGAGCCCAGCUUGGCCAUGAUGAGGAAAGUGACCAAGAGUCCACUGGCCGCAUACUACAGGGUUCCUGGGUUUGAAGUGAGUGCGGACAUCAUGGAGGAACCUGGAGCUGCAAAUCAGACUGCGGCCAACCUGAUGGUGAAGCACUUUGAACUCCCUCCAAAGCCCAAGACGGUCCUGAAUUCAAAGCUUGGAAAGCAUGUUUAUUACACAGAAAAUGUGUUUGAACAAGAACUGUACACUGGGUCAUCCAAUGUGGUUCAUCACCAUGGUGAGAAAUACAAGGAGAGAAUUAUCAUGGACAACCUCUCCGAAUAUCAAAAACACCUCCAGGAAUGCUUUCCUCAGUUGCCGGUAGAGUGGACAGAGGACAAAGGGGAGCAAGACAAACAACACACAGCUCCAGAAUCCAAGAGGAAAUGGAAAGGCAUGAGAAGGUGGACAGCCCUGCCUACUGUGGCUGAUUACACUGUGGAGCAAGGACUGAGACUGCCAGACUACGAUUUGGUGGAAAUAAAAGUGAAGAAACCUUUUAAAACGCGAGAGGACCUGCAAAUGGUGCGCAACAUGGUUGCAGGGUGGAUCAAAGCUUGGCACAUCUAUUCCCAUUGGCAGGAUAUCACUGUAGAAGAACUGAAGAGAGACCUCAAAGCGAUACAUAGUCAUGUCCAGCUCAAUGCCUUAGUAACUUGUGCCUGUGGAGCUAUUGAGCGCCCACAACUGGAAGAAGACAAAGAUCUCAUCAAGCUUCACUUGAGGGGUGAGAGUGAAGUCCAACCCGUGCCUGAGGCUCUUCAACCACUCAUUAGUGAAGCCCUGAACAGCAGUAACAAGCAUGUGCAAUUAGCAGCAGCAAUCUGCCAUGUCGCAAUGGAGAAGGUGAAUGGAAGAGUCACAGAGAUCCUACAGGAUAACCUCCUUCAUGGAAAUGUAGCUGAUUGUUGGAUUGCAGCACAAAGCCUGGCUCUUAAUGGCGAUGGCAGCUAUCCCGUAGUCAACAGAAUCAUCCAGCAUCUCUUCGACACACCAGAACCAGAGACUUUGAAGCAACUGCUCUCUGUUUACAACCAGACUCUGGUGCACUUCAUACUGGCAAAGCACCUGAACAGUCGCAAUUGGAAAGAAAAGGUGCUGGCAUGUAAGGUCCUCUCCUGCCUGCGCGGAUCACUUAACAAGGAUCUGACACACAAGAUUGUAUACCUGAUGUGGAAUGACUGGAACAGCAAUGUCCGCCAGGCAGCAACACACUCACUAGGAGCCUUAGGACUGGGGAAGGAAGCUCAUGAUGAACUCAGGGAGAGAUUGGAGAAAGGGGAUUGCAGGACCCGAAUCGAGGCCUUGUCAUGCAUUGGUCAGCUCGGUGUGAUGACUGGAAAACUGAUGCCCAGCUUCCUAGAGUGUUUCAAAGACGAUUUCAUUGGUGUACGGAGAGAGGCAUGUCUGACAGCUGGUUUGCUGAGGAUAAAAGAUGAGAAGGUCCUUAAUCAUCUGGUGCACCUGAUGCAGUCGGACCACAUCUGGAAAAUCAGAGCCUACGCAAUCAAGGCUUUAGGAUCCAUUGGUCAUGUGACUGAGCAACUGAAGAAUUUGCUCCUGUGGGCACUUCAUUACGAGCAAGAGCCUGGCAUCCGAAUGGAAGCCUGCAACAGUAUUGUCUCCCUGAACUUGAGAGAUGCUAACACGCAGAAUAUUUUGAGAGAGCAGCUUCUGGUGGAGCUUAACCCACUUGUCCGGGAGUAAGUUGAUGAGCUGCGGCUAUCGGUGCAGUGAGAACUGUGGAUUGCACAUAAUCCUGAACUCAACAGGCAACAACAAACUCAGUCACCUUACAGCUACAACAUCUUUAUAACAGCCAAGAGGAACUCACCAUAACCUUCCGGGAA